AUGAGCAAAUUCAAGUUUAGUAAUGAUCCACAUCCUUUUGGUUUACAAGGCUCAGAUAAUCCAAGCAUGCCACUAGUUAGUGCUUCCUUGACUGGUGGAAACUAUUUAGCCUGGAGUAGAUCCAUGACAAUUGCUCUAAGGGUCAAGAACAAAUUAGGUUUUAUUAAUGGCAGUUUGCAAGCAGCACCUAAUGAUUCUCCUAAUUUUGAGAAGUGGUUAAAGGUAGAUAGUAUGGCAAUUUCCUGGAUAUUGAAUUCUAUUUUAAAGGAUAUGGUAGAGUCUUUUUCGUAUGCUGAUACUAAAAAGGAUUUAUGGGAUGAAUUUAGAGCAGAGAUUUGGGGAAUGGUUUUUGUAAACAUUGAUAUUGAUGAUAAACUAAUGCAAUUCCUUAUUAGCCUAAAUGAUUCAUAUGAUCAUAGACAAAAAAGGGAAGUGCCUGAUGUAUUUGGUGAUUUGGUGGACCAUGGUAGUGCAAUGCUUGCUAAAACUCAAUAUUUUAAGAAGGAUGCAACUAAGGAGACUGAUGUUAACAAAGGCAAUUUUAAGAAGAAAAAGGAAGAUAGAUUUUGUGAUCAUUGCAAGGUUUCAAUGGAUACAAGAGAGACAUGUUUCAAGUUGCAUGGUUAUCCAAAUUAG
Molecule: messenger RNA, 636 nt
Organism: Hevea brasiliensis (rubber tree)
Lineage: Eukaryota; Viridiplantae; Streptophyta; Magnoliopsida; Malpighiales; Euphorbiaceae
Exons: 3
Coding region: 1-636 (211 amino acids)
Source: RefSeq, a predicted model, not a curated record